AUGCCGAGAUUCCUUGUAUCUCACAUGAGAUCAGCUGUCAAGACGACGAACCUUUCGCCUUCAUACUCAUUCGCGACGACCAGAGUCCGUCCUCUAUCAUCGACAAGCCGAGUCGAAGCCGAGAAGUCGGCCUCCUCAAAGAAUGAUUCGACUCCCGGUUGGUCUGGCCGGCAGACAGAUGACCACGCGGUCAAACGAGACGGGCACGAUGUCCAGUCCGAGUCGGCCCACCAAGGGAUGAAAGACCACGAAUCGCUCAAGAAAGGCAGUCAAGCCAUCAGUCGUCAAGACGAAGGAAACAACAACAAGCGUGCCAAACAAGACAGGCCCGCUGCUCCUGAGCCGGUCAUCGGUAUGAAUGAUGAAAGAGGUGGUAAGGGACACUGA
Molecule: messenger RNA, 387 nt
Organism: Exophiala mesophila
Lineage: Eukaryota; Fungi; Ascomycota; Eurotiomycetes; Chaetothyriales; Herpotrichiellaceae
Exons: 2
Coding region: 1-387 (128 amino acids)
Source: RefSeq, a predicted model, not a curated record